This is a messenger RNA of Mauremys mutica (yellowpond turtle), 1085 nucleotides long. RefSeq names its product T-cell ecto-ADP-ribosyltransferase 2-like. The transcript is spliced from 5 exons. The record is from RefSeq and is a predicted model, not a curated record. Gene Ontology annotation, molecular function: NAD+ poly-ADP-ribosyltransferase activity; NAD+-protein-arginine ADP-ribosyltransferase activity. NCBI's taxonomy places the organism in Eukaryota, Metazoa, Chordata, Testudines, Geoemydidae. The coding region runs from base 77 to 1012 and encodes 311 amino acids.
CACUUGCUUUUGUCAGCAGCCUGCCAGGGACUCAGACACACUUGGGAAAGUCAGCCGCACUGGGGAUGUUGGAACCAUGGUGAAGCCUCUGCUGAUUCCCUUGACAUACUUCUGCCUUCAGACCUGGCUGGGAAUCCCUCAGGCAAAACUUCAGGUGAAUCUGAGCAUGAUGGAUGAUGCUUUUGAUGACCAAUAUCUAAGGUGUGGUGAAAAAAUGGAUGGAAUUGCACGUGAUCUGAUACAGUCGGAAAUGUCUCCCUUUAGCCCGGUGUGGGAAAAUGCAACAGAAAAAUGGAACAAUGUGAAAAAAACCCUUGCUCUCCCCAAUGGCUUUAAAGAUGAGUAUGGAAUAGCCAUAGUAGCCUAUACUGACAACAGAACAUACAAUGGCAAAAUUCUUCCAACUACAUUUAAUGAUGCUGUGAGUGGGACUAAUAGAUCUCGAGCUGCUUCCAUGGCCAAUUUCCAGUUCCAAGCCUUUCAUUAUUAUUUGACAAGAGCUUUGCAGCUCUUAUGGGAGAAGUCGGGGGGAUGUAAUGUGAUGUACAAUAUGACGGUGUACCGAGGGGUUCCUGUCAGUUUUCAGCACAGCGGGGGUAACAUCAGAUUUGGAUACUUUGCCUCUUCAUCGAUUAAUAAAGAAGUGGCUGAGGGAUUUAGGACUAAGAGGGCACUAGAGAAGGGCUCACUCUUCAUCAUCCACACAUGCCUGGGCGUGAAGAUCCAGAACAUGUCACAUAAUCCUGAGCAAGAAGAAGUGUUAAUCCCAGUUUAUGAGAUAUUCAGCGUGUCCCGAGGACAAGAGGAAAACAGCUUUUACCUCCGGAGCACAAACCGGACCUGCAGCCAUUUUAACUGCGCAUACCUGGGUGGAGAGAAAACCCAAACAUGUGUUUACAACUCUGCUACCAGAGGCGGCAUCACCUUCCCCAGUGAGCUGAGCCCUCCACUGUUUGGAGGAUCCGUCAUCCUGAUCCACGUUGCUGCUCUGAAUCUGUUUACUGGUUUCUAAUUUGUCCUAUUUGUGUUGCUCACUUUUUCUCUCUAACACAAAUCAUGGUGAUGGGACUUGUCAUAAACAGUUA